AAACUACAAUCUCAGUAAAUCAAGAUGACUGAAACCGAAGUUGCUGCCACGGCUCCAGCUGCUGCCUCACCUGCCAAGACCCCGAAGAAGGCCAAGGCAACCAAGGGAGACGCCAAGAAGCCGAAGAAGCCAGCCACUCACCCACCAGUUAACGAGAUGGUCUUAGCCGCUGUCAAGACGCUGAAGGAACGCAAGGGAUCAUCUCUGCAGGCCAUCAAGAAGUAUAUCGCUGCCAACUACAAGUGCGACGUCGCCAAACUGUCCACCUUCAUCAGAAAGUCUCUGAAGACCGGCGUUGAGAAGGGUACCCUAAUCCAAACCAAGGGAACCGGUGCCUCUGGAUCGUUCAAGCUCAAGGCUGACGAGAAGAAACCAAAGAAGGCCGCUGGAGAGAAGAAGGCAAAGAAGCCUGCUGGAGAUAAGAAGAAGGUCGCCAAAAAGCCCGCUACCAAAAAAGCUGCUGGCGAGAAAAAGGCUAAAAAGCCAGCUGCCAAGAAGCCCGCCGGUGAGAAGAAAGUCAAAGCUGCCGGUGCCAAGGCUGCCAAGAAGGCCGGCACUGUGAAGAAGGCCGCUGCUCCCAAGCAGAAGGCCACCAAGCCCUCGAAGGUCGCUCCCAAGAAGCCGAAGACCCCGAAACCGAAGAAGGCCGCCCCAGCCAAGAAAGCUGCUCCGAAGAAAGCAGUCGCCAAGAAGUAAACUUGGACACGACGCAAAGCAGAAAACAAUCACCCAAAUCAGUCCUUUUCAGGACUACA
Molecule: messenger RNA, 755 nt
Organism: Ochlerotatus camptorhynchus
Lineage: Eukaryota; Metazoa; Arthropoda; Insecta; Diptera; Culicidae
Product: histone H1-like
Exons: 1
Coding region: 25-696 (223 amino acids)
Biological process (GO): nucleosome assembly; negative regulation of DNA recombination; chromosome condensation
Cellular component (GO): nucleus; nucleosome
Molecular function (GO): structural constituent of chromatin; nucleosomal DNA binding; double-stranded DNA binding
Source: RefSeq, a predicted model, not a curated record